Molecule: messenger RNA, 752 nt
Organism: Acaulospora colombiana
Lineage: Eukaryota; Fungi; Glomeromycota; Glomeromycetes; Diversisporales; Acaulosporaceae
Source: the annotation of a GenBank genome assembly
CGAGCUAAUAGCCAAUUUGCACUCAACGUGCCCACUCGUGGCCUACCACGAGAAACGUCAAAUCCGCCAUCACCUUCUUUCCAGAUCGACAAAAGAAGUCACCGGGUCCUCGAAUGCAUCCUCGAAGAAGACGAAUCGAGUUGCACUGAACAAUCUAGCAGUAUUCAGACUGUGUCUGAGCAACCGCAGAUCGAACCGUCGGCAUCUACUUCGUACGAUUACUCUGCUCCCAAGUACGGUCGAGCUGCGAGCACGAACCACAGUUUGGCUCAGGACUCGUAUCACCACUACCACCAGCUCCAGCCUAUCCAAGAAUCGGACGAGUCGGAUGCCUACGAGCACGACGACUAUAACGAAGUCUGGUACCCAUCCGACCAAUCCCUCUCUUGCGCCGAAGACGGCAAUGGCAAGCGCUCAUCCCGCACCAAGAAAAAUUCGGCAAACCAAUUCGUCGCAUAUGUCCCCCACAUGCUCAUGAAGGGCUCGAACGAGGGGGACGAUGGUGGCCAGCCGUGCUGGGAUGAGGAAAUGAUUACGGUCAUUGUCGACGACUAUCCUUCCAGCGAGGAGGAAGAGUCGGACGAGGCCCUGUUUGUCAAGAAAAAGAGGGCGUUGAGGAAAAGGCAAGAGGAGGAGGAGCACGAGUAUGAUGCGGAUCGCUCGGACGAUGAGGGUGGUGACUAUGUGAUGGGCGUCCAAGUUCUCGAAUCCCACGUCUUGCUCUCGACGUUUUUAGAGAUGGCCCGGGAAAG